Charadrius vociferus (killdeer) is the source of this 1230-nucleotide messenger RNA. RefSeq names its product UBX domain protein 11 (gene UBXN11). The record is from RefSeq and is a predicted model, not a curated record. NCBI's taxonomy places the organism in Eukaryota, Metazoa, Chordata, Aves, Charadriiformes, Charadriidae. Gene Ontology annotation, biological process: proteasome-mediated ubiquitin-dependent protein catabolic process. Gene Ontology annotation, molecular function: ubiquitin binding. The transcript is spliced from 11 exons. Bases 1 to 1230 code for a protein of 409 amino acids.
AUGGACCUCGUGUCCUCCGUGAUGCAAAACCUCACGCUCUUGGAACAAAAACUAAAGAAACAAGCACAAGAAAUCCAACUGAAGGAUAGGAGGAUUGCUGAACUUGAAGAGAAGAUGAAGACUCUUCAGAAAGGAGAAGAUGCUCCUGACCCAUCCACAGCAGAGGAACUGGAAACUAGGUGCCUACAGCUGCAGACCCAGGUCUGGGAGAUGGAGCGGUUUCUAAAUGACUAUGGUCUGAUUUGGGUUGGAGAGAGACAUGAACAGCUGGAAGAUUUAGAAUCGCUCAAGGAUGAAGAAGAGCUGCCAGCAAGGAGCCUAUGGAAGCCAGGUGAAGCAGUUGUUUCCAAACACCAGAUUGAUUUUGAUUUAAUCUUGGAAAACGUGAAGGAUUUGAAUGUGCUGGCUGGAGAAGGUGUUUCUCAAAUCGAGCACACGCCUGGGGGUGCCCGGCUGAGACAGCCAGAACCCCUCCCUCUCACGCUGUAUCAAAAUGGGAUUGUCAUGUUCGACGGACCCUUUCGGCCCUACGAGGACCCAUCCACACAGCAAUGCCUGCAGGAUAUUAUGGAUGGCUAUUUCCCUUCAGAGUUGCAGAUGCGCUACCCAGAUGGCAUCCCUUUGCAGGUCACUGACAGAAGGGAUGUGGUAUUUCGGGAGAGAGACCUUCCAGGGAGUUUUCCUGGCCAUGGCCAAGUGGUUGGCCAUUCAAAAUCAAGUGAGGUGCAGGAAACCGCUGAGAUCCCAGGUCCCAAACUCUCCUUGGAGCAGCUUCUCAACAAGUUUUCUAAGUCCUCAAAACACGGAGAAGUGAUUGGUGUCCAAGGCUCAGCCGGAGCAGUGCAGCAGGGCUCUGGUGGGGUGCGGAGCAGCGAAGAGAUCCUGGUGGAGACACCCAGACUGUCUGCCCUGGAGAGGGCGAAGACGGCUGAAGAGGCCGAAGCUUCUGCCCCCGAUGUCUGCACCCUCCGCAUCAAAUCUGAGAGUGGGGAGCAGAUGUAUAUUGUAAAGAUGCUGUUCACAGAGACCAUAGGGGACCUGCGCCAGCACCUUGCCCAUGCCAGGGGUGGAGACUCCGACUCGUAUGAGAUCAUCAGUACCUUUCCCCAGAGGGUGUAUGCAGACAACUCCAGGAGCCUGCAGGAAUGUGGCCUGAUCCCCAAUGCCUCCUUGCUGCUGCGGAGAAGAGACCCCUCCCAACAAGAGGGAACAGGGCUGCAAACAGCCUAA